Molecule: messenger RNA, 1284 nt
Organism: Oldenlandia corymbosa var. corymbosa
Lineage: Eukaryota; Viridiplantae; Streptophyta; Magnoliopsida; Gentianales; Rubiaceae
Source: the annotation of a GenBank genome assembly
AUGAUCCAUUGCCUUCUAGUUUCUAUUUGGAUUCAUGGAAUGAUGAGAGUAUUUGGAUCAAAUGUAGCUACGAUAGGCUAUAUAAAUACUAUCAGCGGUGCGAGGGAUGAAUUCAAUAGUCUUUUCCCUCCAUAUAUGAGAACUACCGAUGGUCAGAUAAACAAGAAGAUGACUCGCCUGUCGCCGGAGUAUAUAACGAAGCACUUUUAUGUUUUCCAAGGUUUGAGGGAGGAAGAUAUAAUGGAUGGUUUUGUUUAUAGUCACCAUGAGGAGAAUCUUGAGGCAGAACAAGAGGCGUUUGAGAUGAAUAAAGAAGUGAUCCGCUUACAACGCAGAUGUUCAAUGCGGGAGAAUAAUGGAUCGCCUAUGGAAGGACCGAGUCAUCAACUGUCGAGGCCAUGGGGCCCACAGGAAGGAGUGAAUGAAAACCAGAUGCGUAGAGCUCAAGCAGAAAGGUUGCGUGAAGAUGAUGGAAGGUUGGAAAUUUUGUCACCGCCAAAGGACUGGUCAAGUGGAGGAACCACACGUCAGCAAAUGGGUGAGUGGAUUUUCUCACAGAAAAGGGCCAGGCCAGAAAAUAGACAUUUGGACUCAAAGUCAGCCCACUACCAGACUCUAACAAUAGAAGAGGUAAUGGAACAACUUACAAGUCAUUACUACCAGCGUGUCCCAAAUAGGGAGUCAAGCCCAUUUUGGAGAUCUUGGAUGGAUGUGCAAGUGGGUCAAAGUGAGUCUAAUCGAGUUUGGGCCCAAGGUAAAACUAUAAGGGGGCCUGAAAAUCGCUUUAUAGCUUCUUGCCCUUUCUUGCCUUUGCCGUCGAUAGAUUCACUGGAGUCAUAUAAUCCCAGUGAACUUCGUCAAAUGUGUAUCAUGUCUGAUGAUGAUUUUGAGAGGCGAGAAAACAUACGCCUAGGUAAAAGACCAGUGCGGGAAGACAAAGCCCAGGGUCUGCUUAAAAAACAAAGAAGGGAGGAAAGGUUGUGGGAUGAAACAGGGAAACAUCAAUCGAAGCUGGUGAUGAUUCUAGAACCACCAAGUAGAGUCACAGACAUCCAUCGAAGACCAGAUCAAGGCAUGGGGGUUAGAGAUGAAUCGAAUAGCAGUGUGAAUAAUGUGUCGAAGCAUCCAAGGUAUGGAGUGGAUUUGCCGUAUCCAACAAGAGGGUAUGGGAAAGAUAUAAACUUGCUGAUUGAUAGUUUGGGCAAAGCAAUGGAGGAUAGAAACCGUAUGACUGUUGAUGCACCAAAUGCUUUUCCGGUAACAGACUCAUCUUCGAAGGAUUAA